Messenger RNA from Adineta ricciae, 1044 nucleotides. NCBI's taxonomy places the organism in Eukaryota, Metazoa, Rotifera, Eurotatoria, Adinetida, Adinetidae. The record is from the annotation of a GenBank genome assembly.
AUGAAAGAGUCUUUUAGAAAAGAACAUUGUUAUACAAUGGCAGAUGCCCGUGCUAAACAUACAUCGAAUUGUCGAGUCGUACAAACACCUAUUACAUACAAUAUCCUAUUAGCUGGUGAAACAGGGACAGGAAAAAGUGCAGUGAUAAAUAUGAUAUUUGAUGAAGAUCGUGUAGAAACUUCCUCAGGUGCUAUUGGCUGCACUAGAGAUUGUAGUUCCGUUCGUGGUACACUCAAAGAAUAUCCACAUAUGAAUUUAAGAAUGGUUGACACAGUUGGUCUAGGUGAAAGUUUAGAGGGAGAAGUACCAAAUGAACAGGCAAUGAAUAUAUUUCAAAAUAAAAUAGAUAGUUUAUAUUCCAAAGAUGGUAUUCAUUUACUUCUAUAUUGUAUUAGAAAAGGUAGACAAUUAACGCCAACCAUCGAACAUUAUCAAACAAUUGUUCAUGAUUUAUUACCAAAUGAACAGGCAAUGAAUAUAUUUCAAAAUAAAAUAGAUAGUUUAUAUUCCAAAGAUGGUAUUCAUUUAAUUCUAUAUUGUAUUAGAAAAGGUAGACAAUUAACGCCAACUAUUGAACAUUAUCAAACAAUUGUUCAUGAUUUAUGUGAAAAACAAGUACCAUGUUUAUUAGUUAUCACUCGUUGUGAAGGAGAUUCUCCUACUGGUCGAUGGUGGAAAGAAAAUGAAGUUUAUUUACGGAAAAAUUUAAAAUUUGAUGUUGAUGAUGCUGUAGCUGUUACAGCCGUUAAGACUGAUGCAUCAUUAUCCGAGUAUAACGAAUCAAGAAAACAACUAAUAGAAGCUAUUAGACAAUAUGCAUUAAAAGAACCUUGGCGUUCGAAAAAUUUGAAAGAGAAAUUAUUAUCGUUAUAUCACAGUAAAGUGCAUAGGCCAUCAGUUAAACGACAAGGAACAUCUGAUCCAUUAUGGAAACAAUUACAAGAGCCAAUGAAUACCCAAUCGUUAACUCGAUCAAUAUGGUCAUGGUUUUCUUCUUCUUCUCGUGCGGUAUCAUGCGAUGAAGAUCAAAAUGAAAAAAACUAA